This is a messenger RNA of Coregonus sp. 'balchen', 15167 nucleotides long. NCBI's taxonomy places the organism in Eukaryota, Metazoa, Chordata, Actinopteri, Salmoniformes, Salmonidae. The record is from the annotation of a GenBank genome assembly.
GUUGAUGUUGUUUGUGAGUUCCACUGACACACCACACUACAGCCCAUCUCAGAGAAGACCACCAUAGGCCCAGGCUGCAGCCAAGAUGAGAGAGUUCAAGAGCAAGGCAUUCUGGAGGGCCGUACUGGCCGAGCUCGUGGGGAUGACCAUGUUCAUAUUCCUCAGCAUCUCAGCUGCAAUUGGGAACUCAAACAACACCGCUCCUGACCAGGAGGUGAAGGUUUCUCUGACCUUUGGUCUGGCCAUCGCCACGCUGGCCCAGAGUUUGGGCCACAUCAGUGGAGCCCACCUGAAUCCAGCGGUGACACUGGGCAUGCUGGCCAGCUGCCAGAUCAGCGUGUUCAAGGGGGUGAUGUACAUCGUGGCUCAGAUGCUGGGCUCUGCUCUGGCCAGUGCUAUUGUCUACGGAACCCGGCCAGAGGAAAAUGCUGCACUAGGGGUCAAUGCUGUGAGUGGUACAUUUUGGUUAAUAUGUUUCAGAAUGUAAAUUUCAAUUGAACAAUUUGCUGGUGUUGUUUCAUUAGAAAUGUUGGCUUUCAAUUCCAUUUAAUGGGAAAUGUUUGCAGUGUGCAAUUUCUUGAUAAAUGUAUAUUGUAUCUCAUAGUUGUUGGGAAACAGUAAUGCAUGUGAACCUGCAUGCACUUCAUUGAUAAAAUAGUUGAUUGAACUUAGUUUAAUUAAGUUAGACUCAAUGAUUUUUGAAGGGACUCAAAUGGGAUGCCAUUCAUGUUUGAUUAGAGUGUACUUGGAUGCACCGGCUGCAAACAGUUGACAAACAGAAUCAUGUGAUGUUUUUUUGUACUCACACUAACUCAUACUAAGCAUAGGUGCUUCUGCUGUCCUCUAGUGAAUAUAGGAUGUACAGCUGCAUGGUAGUUACUUUCCCAUGCCAGCAAAACCACGCCUCCUAUAGACACCAAGUUAUAUCUGUCUUUUAAGCUAUUGAUACAGAGGAUCAUCAUAUCUAUUGGCAUUAACGUAAUUCUAAAUGAUCUAAAUUGAGCAUUAGCAAAGUCUGUAAGAUAACAUAUCUUUCAAUCAUGUACAAUUUCAAUGAGUGAGCAAACUAAGACUUGUUCAGACUUUGCCAAAUUAUAAUUACACUAUAAUCAGGCUGAUUUAGAUUUCAAAUGAGAUUUUUUCUCCUCAUCCUCCACUUCACCAGUGAAGCCUUUGCUUUGCCAGCUAUUUAGAAUAGCACAAAGUAGUUGAGAAAAUCAUCCAUCACGCUGAUGCACACUGACAAAUUGUUUUUGUUUGUUUCCCCCUCUGCCCCCCUCCUUUCCCCUCGUAGCUAAAUGGUGUCAGUGCCAGCCAAGGCGUUGGCAUCGAGCUCCUGGCUACCUUCCAGCUGGUCCUGUGUGUCAUAGCAGUGACUGAUAAAAGGCGGCGUGAUGUCACCGGCUCUGCCCCCCUGGCCAUCGGGCUCUCUGUCGCUCUGGGACACUUGGCAGCCGUAAGUUACUUAUAGUAGUUUGUCAACAAGGUAUCUCCUCUGACACAUGCAUCUGAUUAACAAAGCAUGGAUUUAGAAAGUGUUAUUGUGAUAAAUCACCAUUGAAUGAAAGCUUAAUUUUACUCAGUGCAAAUGUUGACACUUGAAUUUACCCCUUAAUCCUACAACCAUAAACUAUUAUUUCAAUAGAUUUUACAACAGAUCUUCUUAUCCCUCAUAUUGUCGUCAUAUAUUUCUCUUGUUGUUGUUGUUGUGUACAGAUCAGCUACACAGGCUGUGGUAUCAACCCUGCCCGAUCCUUUGGACCAGCUUUGAUCAUGAAUGAUUAUACAAAUCACUGGGUAAGUGGAGAGCAUGUGUGGGCAGGCACGUGUGUUUUCAGAUUCCUUGCAUUUAGUGUGACAUCAAUUCCAUGACAAGUAAAUUCAAUAAACUUGUAAAAGGAUUACCAAAGCUGAUCUACUUUCAAUAAAGAAGUUACUGAGUGACAGCAUCUCUAUUGUUUCAUUGUAAAGUCCAAGAUAUAACUAUUGAAAGCAAAGUUAAAGUUAACCCUGUAAUAUUUGUCUCCAAUCUGUUGAUUAAUCGAUUGACUUCUUUGCACCAUGGCAGGUGUACUGGGUGGGGCCAAUGAGUGGAGGUGUGGCAGCUGCUUUGGUCUAUGACUUCCUACUGUAUCCCAAAUCUGAGGACUUCCCUGAACGCAUGAAGGUCCUUGUUAGUGGCCUGGUGGGAGACUAUAAUGUUAAUGGAGAGGAGACUGCUGCUGUGGAAAUGUCAUCAACAAAGUAGUGUUGUCAUAGCAACACCAAAUAGUGUAUAGGACUUUAGAUUAUCUACCAACAGUAUACUCCUGUAAAGAAAACCUUGACAUUUCCUUUAAAAUGGCAGCAGUUGAAUUGUUAUUUCAAAAUAAUGAUAAACAAUUUCAAAUAAGAGGAGCAUUUUUAUUUUGAUGUGAAGUAUUAGGCCUGUUUCAUUGAAAAUCACACCACUGAACUACCGAUUAGUAGGCAAAUUGUCACUUGAGUAUCACAGGAGGUUGGUGGCACCUUAAUUGGGGAGGACGGGCUCGUGGUAAUAGCUGAAGCCAAAUUAGUGGAAUGGUAUCAAAUACAUCAAACACAUGAUUUCCAUGUAUUUGAUGCCAUUCCAUUCGCUCUGUUCCGGCCAUAAGUAUGAGCCGUCCUCCCUUCAGCAGUCUCCACUGUUGAGUAUUCACUUCAAUUUCUAAACAUCUUUAACAAGAGUUGUUGGAACAUCUUGCUCUUUGUUAAAAUAUUUCCCAUAUCAGUAUUCUAUAUAUAGAACUAUUUGUUUUUGUAUAUUUUCUAUGUACCUGUUUAUGUAAGAACUUUUUAUUUCUUGAUAUAUAUGUAUUUCUGUGUGCACCCUUUUGUACGUAAAUAAAACACCAGAUGUUAACAGAUGUUCCCCUCUUGGCAUUUGUCUCUUCAUAAACUGUUUACUUUAGCAAUAUCCAGGGACGGCCUGUUCAAUAGGGCGAUAUGGGCGACGCACUGCCAAACGGGAAAAGGAAGGGAUUUUUUUUCUAAUCAAUUAUAUCACGGCAACAGUAGUUAUCAGUGUUCACGUCUGAUCUGCCAGCCACUAAAUGUCAAAUCAGGCUAAAGUCGUGCUUCAAAUGGCCCCGCCCGUUUUUGGGGCGAUUUCAGUCAAGUUGAAAAUCGCCCAGAAGUCUCUCAUAGCCUGUCAUGUAAAAUCUAUUUUUUUCAAAUUUCAAAGCUUUCAAUACAUUCUCUAUGGGUGUCUGUGGGCUUGCACUUACGCGCUUUCGUCAUACGUGACGUAACCAUGAACGUAACUAAGACAAUAGCGGCUAGCAGCGUCUCUUUUGCGACCUGCAGUGUGGCGUUAUUUUAUGUUUUUAAUUUGUAGACUUAGUUUACAAACAUUCUGCCAACCAUGGAUUUCCAGUGGUUGGUUUUGGACUGAUCUUGUUGAUCGUGUACAUACCCGCUACGAACGGACUAAAUAAUGAAAACGCUGCUGGCAGCGGAAUCCCAAUACAGCUGGGAGACUUGGCUGGAUGACAGAGUCCCGGACAGAGAAGUGGAGCCGGCCGGCUUCACCCUGGUCAGAGCGGACCGCGAUCCUGGUAAGAGAGCGACUCUGUACCCCGACAUUGAACUGCUUUCUGUGUCAUUGCGACCUUACUAUCUGCCCCGUGAGUUCCCCCAAUUGUUUGUUACCGUUGUGUACUGUUGAUAAUCACAAGUUUACUGGAGAACUGAGACCAAGUAGAGACUUUGGACAGGGUGGAUAUGGUAUAAUAAAGGCAGUUUAUUCAGAGGUAAAGAUAUCUGGAAUCGCGUGCACGGACUCGUUCGUCAAACUCUUAGGGAGAAGAGAGCCCCGAAAACAUUGUGUGCAGACAUUUUAUACAAUAAAUGAUGUAGGUUGAAUCUAGUAGUUCUGAUCUUCUGAUUGGUCCUGAUGAGUUGGGCGACCUCCACUGUUGCAUUGGCUCUGAGUCGGGUUCUCUGUCUUCAAAUGUUCAGCCUAAAGAGAUGGGAUUUUUGUGUGUGUGUGUGUGUGUGUGUUUAACAGUGAUGAUGUGUGUGUGUGUGUGUGUUAUCAGUGAUGAUGUGUGUGUGUGUGUGUGUGUGUGUGUGUCCUCAGAGCAAGAACUCGUGAGUUGGAAGAACUGAGAGACCUAUGGUGUGGGUGUUGUCCUUGGCCACCUGCUGACAAGGCUGACAAGAUAGGACUCUUUUGUCCAUUGUUAUAGGAUAGGAACAGCAUUGAUUGAAAACAAACGCCCAACACAAAAUGGGUCAUGCACAAGAUUUUAGUCAGACCAAGCUAUAACAUUAUAUAUUUACUACGACAGUACAUUCAACCAAAAGCUAAUAUAACAAAGGCAUCAGAGAUUAUUUAUAAUCUGUCACAGAAACUGGAAUCCAUCUCCCCAGAUCAGUCAAUAAAUGCUUCUGGUAUUGACUUAUAUGCUGCCCCUGUCUUCAUGUUGUUGCUGGACAUAUCUUUUUUUAAAUGUGUGUAGGUCACCUAAAUCAUCAGAAAAAUUGCCCCUCCUGAGAAUUUUUUCAGGAGCCGCCACUGGCAAUAUCCAUUCUCUACAUCCAAACAGUACUCAGUCAAUUUUCAGUCAACGUUGAAGUACUAUCUGAACUAGACUACAGUAACACCACUGUUUAGGCUCAGGACCCAUAGCCUUAUCAUCAUCCUGUUCAUCACCGUCAUCGUCAUCAUCAGUCCAUUUCCUUAACUAGAAUUGCUGUUAACUGGCUGCUGUCCACUGCAUGCGUGAGCCAGUUAAAUUUAUUGAAAAAAUAUGAGUAACUUUUAACACACCCCAGUCUUAUCUGCAUUUUAUGUGGUUACAAAAAGUAAAAGCAGAGAGUAUUAGAGGCAAUAUGGGAUUCAAAACUUGAUUGGAAACAAUUGUAAAGGUUUUGGCUUUCUUCUUUGGGUGGGACAAACCAUAAAUCAGAGGCGUGGGCAUGACUGGUUUCUCAUUCUGACCAACCUUUCUGAAAUGUCUGUUGUUUGAAGUGAAGGAUUGUUUGGUGUUAUUGUCAGGAUUCAAUGACCACAUUUCCCUACACAGAUUCACAUCAAUCAGUUUGACCUACUCAAAAUACAGUGAAUAAUUCAGUGAACAAUAACCAUCUGAUUUGUUGUAGGCUACAAAGUUCCCCAUUCGUAAUAUCUGAAUACCACAGUGACCAAAGCACAAAUUUGUUGGUGACUAGAGAGGAUAUAGUUGUUCUUAGUUUAUGGGAAUCUAUGCAAAUCACCACAACAUGGUGUAUCAACAGAUAAACCAUUUUAUAUUAAUUUAUCAAAAUGUAACAAAAUAGAUUGAUUGCCUUGAUCAUAAUAAAAGAAAGGGAAAAUACAUGUAUGUUAUAGGCACAGCAGAUACAUAAAUUGAUCUGCAUUCCCAUUUCAAUUGGCUUGCUGCUCAAUAGAAGGGGCCUAUUAAUUUAGGUUGAACAUUCAGACCCUUACAGCUAGAAUUUAAUUGUAUAGAAUGAAUGGACAUAACCCUCCAAUUUUUUAAACUAUAGUAAACAGUAUUUAAUUUGCAUAUAUCCUGCCCAUUCCCCUCCCCCAUAUCCCAAUUUGUGCCACCCAUAAGUAAGAAACCUACAUGCCAAGUAUAGACAUAUAUUGUGUUCCCUACAUAUUAUAGAAAAGAGCAGAAGUGCUGAACUAUCUGUAGUCAGUCAGUCAGUCAGUCAGUCAGCCAGCCAGCCAGCCAGCCAGCCAGCCAACCAACCAACCAACCAACCAACCAACCAACCAACCAACCAGUGCCUACCUACCUACAGGCUAUGGAACAUUUGCUCUUUUAGUAUUUCUCUAGUAUGUUUCCUGAAGGAGAAACUCCCAGUAAUGGACACCAAAAAUGGUCAUAUCACAUUAUCUGGUGUACAAUCUGUAGCUAACCUGAACCCAGCCAUCACCCUGGGUUUGUUGGUCAGCUGCCAGUUCAGCAUCCUCAGAGCUCUGUUCUACAUCCUGGCCCAGAUGCUGGUUAGUGUUAUAGUGUUGGAAGUCAGGCCAAAAACCACAGAUUCACUUGGUGUUAAGAAAGUAAGUGUGGUGCAUGUGAUUCCAGUUUAUGGGAUUAAUGCCUUGUAACUGAAAGGGUGGUGUUAUGUGAUGUUUGCUCCACACGUUUGGAAAUUUAGUGAUGUUUGGGGAAUUGUGUGUCUUGCAUACCGACGACGGACAGUCACUGACUCAGUAGCCUACCAUGAGUUGAUCCCAAAAUAAUUUACAUUAUACACAAGUUAACUUGGGAUUUAAGUGAAAACUGAAUUUCCAUGUUAAUGGAGUCCUUUGUAGCAUAUGCCGCUCCAGCUCAGGCCUCUGUACAGGAGUUGCAACACGUUGACAAGAUUUAGAUUUCAAUGUCCUCUAAACGUGUUAGCCAUGUAUUGAAUCAAGAGCGGCACGUUCAUCAAACAGCUCUAUGCAUUGAGUUAAUGUGUUUUCCUCUAAUUUUGUCCUUUUAUAAUAAGCUCUCCCUUCCUGGCAGCCAUUGUUGGAGCUGAAUGAAACAGAGCCGCCUUAUCUUUCAACUCCCUCUGCUUAAAUACAUCCUUGGAAUGAUGGUAAUUCCAUUGUAUUUUCUGACGGUUAUGCGGGGCGAGACUAACUAAAUGCUUCCCUGUUCUCUUCUCUUGUAGUUUAAUGGAAUCAAGGUUUUGGCAUAGAAUUUAUUCUCACCCUCCAGCUUGUGCUGUGUGUCAUAGCAACCACUGAUAGAAGGUGGAGUGAUGUCUCAGGUUCUGAUGUCCUGCUGUUGGCAAUCGGGCCCUUAGUAGGUCUUGGACACCUUGUAGGGGUGAGUAAAUCAAAGCCAUUAUAUUGUUUUAAUCUACCCUGGAAACGAUUCAUGCCUUGCAGUGCAGUGGUAUAACACACAAAUUGGAUAAUUUACCUCACUAGUCUCAACGCCAGCUGUAACACACCUGGGUCAUGUUCAGUAGGGCACACCAUAGCAAAAAUGUUUUCAGACACUAAAUGAAAAAAAUCUGUAUUCUUAUUGGAAGAGUUCAGGUAGUUUCUUAACAUUUCAAAAUGUUGCCCACCUACUGAACACUAGCCUAAUGUUCAUGUAAAGGUAAAUAGUCCACUGGUCUUUCCACUCAAUUCGGCCCAUUAAUUCUACAGAUCAGCUACACAAUGCAAUCAUCCUGAAAGCCUUGGACGACCACUGGGUAUGUUUUGAAUAUGAACAGUCUGUAACUAGCAUGUUUCAGUUUGGACCAGCGAGAGAUGCUAACCCUAUGCUUGAUCAAUCCUAUGAAAAUGAAUGCCUUUGUGUCAAUUGUGUAAUGAAAAUUGUCCUUUGUUUUGGUACCUUCUAGGUGUACUGGACCGGGCCUAUAAGUGGAGGUCUGGUGGCGGCUCUGCUCUGACUUCCUCCUCCAUCCCAGGUCUGAGAAGAUGACAGAUCGCCUGAAGGUCCUGUGCUGUGGCCCAGACGUAGAGGACCUAGAGACCAAAGUGGAGGAGGAACCCCUACUGGAGGAGGCCGGUGAUCUUGCAGGGACUAAGUAACAGUGUUCAAAUAAUACUAGACGUAUAAGAUACCGUUUUGUAUUUGUCUGUGAUGACUGAUACACCCUGUAGCAUGUUUGGCUUCUUGUCAGAAAUAAAGCAUGGUCAUCCAUUUGAAUGUCCUGUUUUCAACUUUAACAAUCUUUAAUUUUAAUUUCUAAAUUUAACAUAUUGAUAUUUGACAAAUGUAAAUCAAUUGAAUUUUAGAGAAUGUGUUUUAAGAGUUCCUGUAUAGUCAUGUUUCUUGGUCACUUUUCAGUGUAACAAUUUCUGUUUAGAACUGAGGUACAUCUUUUAUGGGGUGACUGAGAAAAAGGGGUGAAACCUCAAGUUCCUUGUUAAAGUUGUAUUUCCUGUUACUUUGAAUGUCAAUGUCAGCAUCCUCCCACUUUCACUAGGGACCUACAGUAACACUGUGGUAUAAAUGCUGCUUGGCUUGCAUUGUUAGUAUCACUGAAGACACAACACAAACACCACCCAACACCACAUUGAGAAGUUGGGCAUUUUGGCGGGCCGUUCUAGCAGAGUUAAUCGAUAUGAUCCUCUUCAUAUUCAUCGGUAUCUCCUCUGCUAUCGGGAAUACCCAUAACUCCAAGCCUGACCAGGAGGUUAAAGUAGCGUUAGCCUUUGGUCUGGCCAUCGCCACGCUGGCCCAGAGUUUGGGCCACAUCAGUGGAGCCCACCUGAACCCAGCCAUCACCCUGGGUCUGCUGGUCAGCUGCCAGAUCUGUGUGUUCAAGGCGGUGUUCUACAUCCUGGCUCAGAUGCUGGGAGCUGUAGUAGCUAGUGCCAUAGUGUAUGGAGUCAAGCUAUCAAAACAUUGAUGCACUGGGGGUCAAUCAUGUGAGUGGACAUCACUUUUGACUGUUUUCAGAUUAUUGGCUAAUAUGGAGAGAUUUCAAACAAUAACAAAGCGGUCACCCGGCCACUGUUUUAGGAGAAAGCUGAGUGCUGGGUCUGGGAAAAUGUAAUCACUUUCAAAUUUAUAUACAGCACUAUGGAUGCAAAGAUUGACCAUCCAUGUUAACAAAAUAAAAGUUUGAACCAUGUUUUGAGGCUAUAUAGUGUUUGUUUACAAUUAUGUUGUAAAAAAAAUACAUUAAAAAAAGGAGUUAAAUAUGCUUAUAUUUGGGGUUCUGAUGGGGAUUUAUAAGUUAUAUUCUUCAGGAAUCAAUGGAUAUAUACUGUAUAAUUAAUUUAAAAGUACACAAAAUGAUGUACCAAUUGCAGAUUUCCACUUUAAGUAUUAAAAUGCUGAAAAUAUACAUUUGGAAUUAAUUCAUUUAAAAUGGAAUUGAUUCAGACAUGUUGAAGACAUUUGGGAAAAUUGUAAUCUAAAUUAAGCUGACACUCAUGUACUUUAAAUCAGACUGACUUAAUCAACGCUUGAGCCGUCAUACAUCUCAGAUCUCAUCUCAGAUACCACCUAAUGUUUCACAAGCUCAUCAUAUCCUCUCCUGUCUUUUCCAGCUAAAUAAGAUAAGUGUAGGACAAGGGUUCGGCAUCGAGUUCCUGGCUACCUUCCAGCUGGUCCUGUGUGUCAUAGCAGUGACUGAUAAAAGGCGUGGGGAUAUCACCGGCUCUGCCCCUCUGGCCAUCGGGCUCUCUGUGGGUCUGGGACAUCUUGCAGCCGUAAGUGAAUAAUGCUACUCAAACAUGUGUGCUGAUAAACAUGUCUUCAGCUUUACACUGUAGAUCUACAGUAGAUUAUAGUCUUGCUAUAAACAAACUUCAGGAAAAUCCAUAAAAUCUCCAGUGUAAGUGCAAUAUAGUGGUACAGUAUAGCAUAAGCAUGCCAUAAAAUGCAAGGGGUAAUCUUAAAGAGGACACUCCUGUAGUGUGUGUUUAACAUUAAGUUAUAGGAACUGAGAGGAAUAGAUUGCAUCUCUGCAAUAGAUUACCGUGUUUUUUUGUGGCCUAACUGCCCACCGUUCAAUUAACUAUUGUCUUGUCAUCACAAUAAGAAUAGGAUAAACAUGGGCUAUUAUUUAAAAUGUAUUUUAAUUUCUGAUGGAAUUGUGCAUGUGUUUGCCUGUGUUUUCCCAUGCUAUCACGCUGAAUAUGAAUGACUGGUAUAGAGUUUGUGAAUUGUUUCUAUCCUCAGAUCAGUUUCACUGGAUGUGGCAUUAAUUUUAAUUAUCCAGGUUGGUCUCAUUCAGACAAAAAAAAAGAAAACAGAGACGUGUUCCACAUAGCAAUUCUCUUCGUUCAGUACAGAUAUUUAAUUGUUGGUGAUUUGGACGGAGUCAGGCGCAGGAGGGGUAAAUCACAGAAUAAAUUGUUUAUUCUGAAAAUACAGCGGUACGCAGCAAUGCGUAAAACAAUUACAGUGCGGUAUAACGGCGCACUGGAGAAAACGAAACACACAGGUGAAUAUCCCGGCGAUACAGUACAAGAAGGCUCCACCGAGCUAUCGACACCUUCACAUGAAACAAUCACACACAAAGACAUGGGGGGCAGAGGAAAUACUUAUACCGGGACUGAUGAGGGGAUAUGAACCAGGUGUGUGUAAAAACAAGACAAAACAAAUGAAAUGAUGAGAUGAGGAGCGGAGUGGCUAGAAGGCCGGUGACGAUGUCCAGAGGGGGCAGAGGGACCUCCCGCACCUCAGACUCCUGGAGCGGACCAGCCACCACCGGCCUGAGGAGAGAUACGUGAAACGAGGGGUUAACACGGUAAUCAGGAGGGAGCAGCAACCUAUACGUAACCUCGAUAACUCUCCUCAGGACUUUGAACGGCCCCACAAACCGCGGGCUCAGCUUCCGGCAGGGCAGGCGGAGGGGCAGGUUCCGGGUCGAGAGCCAGACCCGAUCACCCGGUACAAAGACAGGGGCCUCACUGCGGUGGCGGUCAGCAUUGGCUUUCUGGCGACGCACAGCGCACUGGAGGUGGACAUGGGCGGUGUUCAACAUCUCCUCCGCGUGCCGAAACCAGUCAUCCACCGCAGGAGCUUCGGUCUGGCUCUGAUGCCACGGUGCCAGGACCGGCAGAUACCCUAAAACACAUUGAAAAGGAGAUAGUGGAGGAGUGGCGGAGAAAGUUCUGGGGAUAUUCGGCACAUGGCAAGAACACUGACCACUCACCCGGCUGGUCCUGGCAGUAGGACCGCAGGAACCUACCCACAUCCUGAUUCACCCGUUCCACCUGUCCAUUAGAUUCGGGGUGAAACCCAGAGGUCAGGCUGACCGAGACCCCCAGACGUUCCAUGAACGCCUUCCAGACCCUAGACGUGAACUGGGGACCCCAGUCAGACACUAUGUCAUCUGGCACCCCGUAGUGCCGGAAGACGUGAGUAAACAGGGCUUCCACAGUUUUCAGGGCCGUGGGCAGACCUGGCAGAGGAAGGAGGCAGCAGGCUUUAGAAAAGCGGUCCACAACGACCGGGAUGGUGGUGUUACCCUGAGAGAGGGGAAGAUCAGUUAGGAAGUCAAUCAAUAAGUGGGACCAUGGCCGUUGUGGAACUGGUAAGGGAUGUAACUUACCCGCUGGAAGGUACCUAGGUGCCUUACUCUGGGCGCACACCGAGCAGGAGGAGACAUACACCCUCACGUCCUUAGCCAAGGUAGGUCACCAGUACUUCCCGGUCAGGCAGCGCACUGUACAGCCGAUGUCUGGGUGACCAGAGGAGGGGGACGUGUGUGCCCAAUAGAUAAGAGGAUCACAGAUAAUAGACGGCAUGUACCGCAGCCCAGCUGGGCACUGAGGUGGAGAUGGCUCUGUGCGUAACGCCCGCUCUAUGUCCGUGUCCACCGCCCACACUACUGCGCCACAAUGCAGGAGGCCGGGAGUAUGGGGAUGUUGUCUGUGGGCUUCUCCUCUGUGUUGUACAGCCGCGACAGUGCAUCUGCCUUCACGUUCUUUGUGCCUGGUAUAUAGGACAGCGUGAAAUGAAACCGGGUGAAGAACAAGGCCCACCUGGCCUGGCGAGGGUUCAGCCUCCUCGCUGCCCGGAUGCACUCCAGGUUACGGUGGUCAGUCCAGACGAGGAAAGGGUGUUUCGCCCCCUCAAGCCAGUGCCUCCACGCGGUCAGGGCUCUGACAACAGCCAACAGCUCCCGAUCACCAACGUCAUAGUUCUGCUUCGCCGGGCUGAGCUUCUUAGAGAAGAAGGCACAGGGGCAGAGCUUGGGUGGCGUGCCUGAGCAUUGGGAUAGGAUAGCGCCUACCCCUACCUCGGACGCAUCCACCUCCACUACGAACGGCAAUGAUGGAUCGGGAUGGGCCAGUACCGGGGCUGAGGUGAACAGAGCCCUCAGGUUACUGAAAGCCCUGUCAGCCUCAGCAGACCAGCGGAGCCGGGAUGGCCCACCCUUCAACAGAGAGGUGAUGGGAGCUGCGACCUUGCCAAAGCCCUGGAUAAACCUCCGAUAGUAAUUGGCGAAGCCAAUGAAGCGCUGAACCUCCUUUACCGUGGUUGGAGUCGGCCAAUUACACACGGCUGAAAUGCGGUCUCCCUCCAUCUCCACACCUGAGGUGGUGAUGUGGUAUCCGAGGAAAGAGACGGGUUGUUGGAAGAACAGACACUUUUCUGCCUUGGCAUAUAGGUCAUGCUCCAACAGUCGGCCCAGCACUCUGCGAACCAGGGACACAUGCUCGGCACGCAUAGCGGAAUACACCAGAAUGUCAUCGAUGUAGACCACCACACCACGACCAAGCAUGUCCCGAAACACCUCGUUCACAAAGGACUGGAAGACUGAUGGAGCAUUCAUCAACCCGUACGGCAUCACCUGGUAUUCAUAAUGCCCCGUGGUUGUGCUAAAUGCUGUCUUCCAUUCGUCCCCUUCCCAGGACGCACCAGGUUGUACGCACUCCUGAGAUCUAAUUUCGUGAAGAAGCGUGCCCCAUGCAUUGAUUCGAUAACAGAGGAGAUGAGGGGUAGAGGGUAACUAUAGCGAAUGGUAGUUUGAUUAAGUGCACGGUAAUCAAUGCAAGGGCGCAGACCUCUGUCUUUCUUCUUCACGAAAAAGAAACUCGAGGAGGCAGGUGAAGUGGAGGGACGUACACUACCAUUCAAAAGUUUGGGGUCACUUAGAAAUGUCCUUGUUUUCCAUGAAAACAUACAUGAAAUGAGUUUGAAUAGGAAAUAUAGCAAAAUGCAUAGGAAAUGUAGUCAUUGACAAGGUUAGAAAUAAUGAUUUUUAAUAGAAAUAAUAAUUGUGCCCUUCAAACUUUGCUUUUGUUAAAGGAUCCUCCAUUUGCAGAAAUUAAAGCCUUACAGACCUUUGGCAUUCUAGUUGUCAAUUUGUUGAGGUAAUCUGAAGAGAUUUCACCCCAUGCUUCCUGAAGCACCUCCCACAAGUGGGAUUGGCUUGAUGGACACUUCUUACAUACCAUACGGUCAAGCUGCUCCCACAACAGCUCAAUAGUGUUGAGAUCCGGUGACUGUGCUGGCCACUCCAUUAUAGAUAGAAUACCAGCUGACUGCUUCUUCCCUAAAUAGUUGUUGUAUAGUUUGGAGCUGUGCUUUGGGUCAUUGUCCUGUUGUAGGAGGAAAUUGGCUCCAAUCAAGCACCGUACAAAUCUGUACAAAUCUCCCACUUUACCACCACCAAAGCACCCUCAGACCAUCACAUUGCCUCCACCAUGCUUGACAGAUGGCAUCAAGCACUCCUCCAGCAUCUUUUCAUUUGGUCUGCGUCUCACAAAUGUUCUUCUUUGUGAUCCGAACACCUAAAACUUCGAUUCGUUUUUCCAUAACACUUUUUUCCAAUCUUCCUCUGUCCAGUGUCUGUGUUCUUUUUCCCAUCUUAAUCUUUUAUUUUUAUUGGCCAGUCUGAGAUAUGGCUUUUUCUUUGCAACUCUGCCUAGAAGGUCAGCAUCCCGGAGUCGCCUCUUCACUGUUGACGUUGAGACUGGUGUUUUGUGGGUACUAUUUAAUGAAGCUGCCAGUUGAGGACCUGUGAGGCGUCUGUUUCUCAAACUAGACACUCUAAUGUAUUUGUCAUCUUGCUCAGUUGUGCACCGGGGCCUCCCACUCCUCUUUCUAUUCUGGUUACAGCCGGUUUGCGCUCUUCUGUGAAGGGAGUAGUACACAGCGUUGUACGAUAUCUUCAGUUUCUUGGCAAUUUCUCGCAUGGAAUAGCCUUCAUUUCUCAGAACAAGAAUAGACUGACGAGUUUCAGAAGAAAGUUAUUUGCUUCUGGCCAUUUUGAGCCUGUAAUCGAACCCACAAUUGCUGAUGCUCCAGAUACUCAACUAGUCUCAAGAAGACCAGUUUUAUUUAUUCUUUAAUCCGCACAGUUAACAGUUUUCAGCUGUGCUAACAUAAUUGCAAAAGGGUUUUCUAAUGAUCAAUUAGCCUUUUAAAAUGAUAAACUUGGAUUAGCAAACACAACGUGCCAUUGGAACACAGGACUGAUGGUUGCUGAUAAUGGGCCUCUGUAUGCCUAUGUAGAUAUUCCAUAAAAAAUCAGCCGUUUCCAGCUACAGUAGCCAUUUACAACAUUAACAAUGUCUACACUGUAUUUCUGAUCAAUUUGAUGUUAUUUUAAUGGACAAAAAAAUUGCUUUUCUUUCGAAAACAAGGACAUUUCUAAGUGACCCCAAACUUUUGAACGGUAGUGUAUGAACCCCUGGCGCAGGGACUCGGAGACGUAUGUCUCCAUAGCCUCCGUUUCAUACUGCGACAAGGGAUAUACAUGACUCCUGGGAGGCACAGCGUCUAACCUGAGGUUUAUCGCGCAAUCCCCAGCAGGUUGUCCAACCGGAUGGCCAUGUCAACCAGUUGGUUGAAGGUCAACGUGGUAUCCCGGCAGGCUAGCUCCCUUUGGACGUCCUCACGCAGGCUGCACCGGAAGCGGUCGAUGAGGACUUGCUCGUUCCACACAGACCCAGCCGCUAGAGUUCUAAACUCCAGGGCAAAGUCUUGCGCGGUCCUCGUCCCCUGCUUCAGAUGGACCACCUGGUCGCUCAGCUGGUUCCGCAGGGUCAGGUCCUCUCCUCUCCAGGCACUGGACGACCUGUAGAACCCGAUCCAUAUCUUCGCCCAAGCUGGCUAACAUGUUGGAAUGCUCCCGGACCCGCUCAACGACUCCAGGCAUAUUCCCUGCUCCUGCUGACUCCAUGCUGUCAGGUGUGUGAUUCUGUAGCGGGUGAUUUGGACGGAGUCAGGCGCAGGAAGGGUACAUCACAGAAUAAAUAUUUUAUUCAGCAAAUACAGCGGUACGCAGCAAUGCGUAAAACAACUACAGUGCAGUAUAACGGCGCACUGGAGAAAACAAAACACACAGGUGAAUAUCCCGGUGUUAUAGUACAAGAAGGCUCCACCGAGCUAUCAACACCUCCACAUGAAACAAUCACACACAAAGACAGGGACUGAUGAGGGGAUAUGAACCAGGUGUGUGCAAAAACAAGACUAAACAAAUGGAAUGAUGAGAUGAGGAGCGGCAGUAGCUAGAAGGCCGGUGACGACGAACGCCAAAGCCUGCCCGAACAAGGAGAGGAGGCAGCUUCGGAGGAAGUCGUGACACUGGGGCCGAUGUGUGGAGGUGUAGCGGCAGCCCUUAUCUAUGACUUCCUCCUGUAUCAUAGAAAUGCUGACUUCAGUAAGCAGAGGAAUGUUCUGGUCAGUAGGCCAGACAAGGAGAAUGAUGCCCCAGAGGAGGGCAGCAGUAGCCCUGGACCCAGUCAGUGUCCCAGACGGGACAAGUAG